Trichoderma harzianum CBS 226.95 is the source of this 1026-nucleotide messenger RNA. RefSeq lists its product as hypothetical. NCBI's taxonomy places the organism in Eukaryota, Fungi, Ascomycota, Sordariomycetes, Hypocreales, Hypocreaceae. The record is from RefSeq and is a predicted model, not a curated record. The coding region runs from base 1 to 1026 and encodes 341 amino acids. The transcript has a single exon.
AUGGCUCAAAAUUCCAAUCUCAAUUUUCCCAUCAGAAAUGCUAUCUUCCGUGCGGAUGAUAACCUUUACGAAGAUCUAGAACCUGAUUUCAGCGGUUCGCUUGGUGGGUUCAAAACAUUCAACCCCGAAGACAAUCGAUUCCAGCGAUCAGCGAUACAUGUCUCUGCAGAAAGAUCGAAAUUCAAGAAGACGGUUGAACUUAUUCUCUGCUGCCAUGGUUGGAAGAAUCCUGAUAAAGAGGUACCCAUGACUCUGAUUGUCUUGGGGGUAAAGCUAUCCUGCCACGACCGCGAAUCUCGUUUCCAGUCGGUGAGGAUCAGUCUUCGAUUUGGCGAAGACGACAAACGCGACCAAAGGGACGGCUUCGAAGCAUGUCCUCAGGUGGUUGCUUACGCACCAUUUGUACAGGAUGAAUAUUGGAACAUUACGGAAGCAAAUGUUACAGACAUCAAUGGAUAUGGAGGCAAAAUGGGCGUCGAUCAAGUCGUUCAAGCAGAAGUCAGCGCGGAUAAAAGCUCUGAGAUCUCGUACACUCGGCGGCACUUUGAUAGAGGAACCGCAGAUCGCCUUUAUGACAAGAGCACUAGGAGAUUCUCUGGCGUUGAGUGGUAUUGUGAGCAAAACAAGCUACAGAAUUACGGCGUUAUGCCCAACUUCCACUUGGCAGUCCUCGUCGAGCGAUCACGCCAUCAUGGUAAAGCCAUUUCUUUCAAAGCCGAAUUCGACCUGCAGGCUGAGGCCGGCUCCAGACAUGACUUUAAACAAUGCCUGCGCCGUGCUUAUAGGCUUCUGAGACCAGAGGACGACCCCGUGUAUUUUGACCCCUCCAAGGAGAAACCUGACGUCAAUGGAGUUGGUGGAGUAGGUGAGAGGUUAUUGGAAAACAUCAAAAUAGAUAAUCUGGGGGCUCUUGCGGAGGGGAAAUUGUUGAGCAAGCUGAUUGACUCUGCUGGAGGUGCAUUGGCUAGUCUUGAGCCGAUGAAAGGAAUUGUAGGGGUUGAGUCUCAUCAUUCUUACUACAGGUGA